UAUAAAGAUUGGGCUGUGUUGGGCUGACACUGGCCUGGGAGCUGCCAAGUGCUGGAGAGAGAAGCCAUGAGUUUGCAGGAGGACAUACUAGAGGGUGAUGAAAAGGCCCUUCUUGCUAAGAAGCUACUGGCAGAAGCCUGUGAGAAAGAAGGACUGGAUAGUAUGUACUGGCUCCCCAAACUGUCAGAGACACUGGGUGUCAAGUCCAGAGAAGCCCUGAAACACCUGGAAUAUGAAGACUACCUUAAGCUGGAGUGUGAAGUACGGUACCCCUGGGAAACAAAGGCACUCUGGAAACUGCUGGAACUAACAGACAACAAAGCAACUUCUGAGGAGCUGCAGAAGGAGCGUUUGGAGAUGACAAAGCAAAGGCAAGAAGAGGCCAAGCUAGUCCUGAAGGAGCUGAAAGAAAUGCACAACAGCCGCAGCCUCAGCAAGGAUGUUCUAAGGCAGAAGGAGGAGGCUCUGUGGAAAGCCAUGGAGAUUCCCAAAGAGUACUGGGCACCGCUGGAGAAGUCACUGGAGGGUGUGCUGGAGAGCAUCCAGAAGCAUCUGGAGCAGCAGGAGUCUUUGGUGAGCAGCGGUCAGAACGUCUCUGACGUGGAGGUGCUGAGGCGGGCGUCGGGAGGACUGGCCCUGCAGGGCAUCUACCAGACCAGCAGCCUCACGGACGUGCUGGCCAGGCGAGAGCAGCUCAUCAGGGCUCCCGAGGGAUUCAAGCUUUCUGGUCCAGAGCAAGGCUCGCUGCUUGAGAGGAAGGAGUUCUCCUCUUCUGCAGCAGAAGCCGCUUUCACCAAGUCCAUGGAGCAGCUGGGGUUCAGUAUCAGCGUCUCUGCCAAAGCCGGCUUCUGGGGGUUUCAUGCUGAAGCUGGUGUAGAUUACAGCAGCUCCUCACAGACAGAGAACAUCCACCAGACCCGCUCUGACCAGAGCUACCUUUGCACCACCAAGUACCAGUACAUCCCUCUGGCCUCCUGCUACUUCCAAAAGCAUCAGCUUCGCCUCUCGGAUGCGGCCCUGCAGGAGCUACAAGUCAUCGAGCACCUUCUGAGCAUCACUCAGGAAGCAGACAGGCCCAACAUGCUGAAGAGCAGGUGUGAGAGCUUCUUCGGCAGGUUUGGGUCCCACGUAAACCAGGGUCCCAUCCACUUUGGGGGGAUCUUUUGGUGGAAGGCAUCUAUAGAAGGAUUCAGGGCUGAGCAGAGGGAAGAGGUGAGGCAACAAGCAUCUGAAGCACUGAAUAGCUACAUCGAGGCCAGCUACAAAGGCUUUGGUGUCAGCUUGGGAGUGGACAUCGAUGUUUCAAAGUCCAGCUUACAGGCUUCUUUAGAGAGAAAGGACAAAAACAGUGCCCAGAGAGAGGUCCAGCUCUGUGUGGUCAACACAGGGGGCCCAUCAGAGACACCUUCUCUUCCUCAGUGGAAAAUGGGGCUUGUAGCUAAUAACAAAACCUGGUGUGUUAUUGACCGUGGCUUUCAGCUGAUCCCGGUGUGGGAUGUAAUCCUGUUCAAUCACAGCAGCGAUUUUAAGUCCAUCUAUCAAAUGAGCAGCAGCCUCAGGGCUGCGUACGAAGCGCUAACGGAUCACAGCGUCGGCAGCGUGUUUGGAGAGGAACUGCUCAGCGCAGUGGAAGAGGCCAGAGCUUUCAUGGAGUACGUGAAGACCUGGGAGGUGGCGGUGGAUGAAAAGAAACUGCUCACGCUGAUAGACGUCAAACAGAACCUGAAUGAAAAAACCCAAAACCACAGUGUCUGGAUCAACGUCUGCCUGUCGCACAAAGCGCUGCAGGAGUUCCUGGCGAAUACCGUUCUCUUGUGCAAGGAGUCCCCUCCAGAAAACACCAUCUAUAUCAAGACUCUGUUGAGGUGCCUCCUGGAUCCUCACAUCUAUUCUGUCAAGGACUUCCCCAGGUCUUCCUUCAUUAUGCAAUGGAUCUUCCAGACCGAGCGCCAGCUUCCCGAAACUCCCAACGUUGCUGAGCUUGAAGAUCUCACCAAGACACUGCUGCAAAUGAAGCAGCUGAUCCAGGACGUCACGUACGCACCAGAAGCCUCUGCAUCUGCCAUUCACGAAGCAAAGAUAAAAGCCUCCUUGACUGCAAGCCUAUCUGUCUAUUCCUUACUCCGGUUUCUCCAGGAAAGAGGACAGAAAGACAUGGAGCUGUUGGUGCUCUUAAUUACGACCAGCGUGGGAUACCGGGCGGAAAGGAGCACUUUUCAGUACCUGCUCGGAUAUCCAGAAAUUAACUUCAUGAUAAAUGAAAUGCAGACGGGGCAGAAGGAGUACCUGAGUCUGAAGGAGCAAGAUGUUUACAGAGCCCAGGCCUUCCUGCUGCUGACGGGUCUGACCGUAACCCCUGAAAAUAAAGCGGUGUCCCCUGAGCAGAAGAGCGAGCGUUUAGUUUUCAUGGAAGAGCAGAUGGAAAACGUGUGGUGCACGGAGAUAAAGAAUCUCCUGGAAAAGCACAGCCCAUCCAGAGACUGGGAGAUGCUGGAACGUGACUUGCAGUCCUUCAUCAGUGGGCGCUUGGAUGACACACGUGACGACCUGAAGCAGCACAGCAUCAUCAAAGACAUGGAGGACACGUUCCAAAGAGCAGAGCCUUCCAGUGAGUGCAAAUCCAAAUCAGACGGCAGCGUUCCCGAAGCAAACCAAGCCGUUGCCAACCAGGAGUUCCUCCUCUUGCUGAAGCGCCUUGGACUAGAAAGGCACUACCCGAGGAAAAUGGGGACAGAAGAUUUCCACAUCAUCUAUGAGACAUCUUUACAUGACAGCCAGCCCAGCAAGGACAGUGAGCUCCCGUUUUACUUCUUGCAAAAGCUGUUAACCGUGGACUAUCGGGUGAGGUACCUGACUUGCAAGGACGAGGGCAGCCCAGGACUGGGCCGUGUGCCAACAACCGCAGAGCAAGAGCAGGAACCCUCGGGGUCCUUUGAUGAUUUUUUGGCUGAUUUGGAGGAAGAAGCCCCUGAACCUGCAAGCGGGAGCAGUCGUGUGCACCCCAUGGACCUUCAGAUGGCCAUUUUCCACUGCGCUGAUGAUUUCAUGAGACAGUACAUUGCAACAAAGCUGGCUUUCUGCCAAUUUGCGCUGCCUCUCCUGGUCCCCAACCCCUGCACUUCACAGAUAGAGUUCCCCCUCUGGUCGCUCAGCCAAGUGAAAAAGAGCUGGAAAGCGACUGAGAAGUGGGGAAAGGAGGCCAAAAUGAAUAGUUACAAAAACAAGCCCAUUUAUCAGGCAGAGACGCCCAUCGUGUCCUUCAUACGCAUCGGCAGCUCUCCCUCCUCUUCCAAGUCUCAGCUCCUGAAUGCUCUGCUGAGCAGGCAAAAGCACAACGCUUUUUUCCACCGACACUGCAAGAGCAGCACCAAAGAGUGUUUACUGAUGACAGGUGUUGUGGAGAUCUCCUGGUACUGUCCCCGGGGCAGCGACGACGACACCUUUGACUGCUGCGUCGCCUUCUGUAACCUGCACGGAGACGCAAGGGACCACGAGAAACAGCUGGGGUUUUUACAGGAGAUCUCUGCCGUGAACGUGGCGCUGGUAUCCGAGUCUGACCAGAGUGACAAGAAAGGCAUGAACAUUUUACGUGAGCUGUGGCAGUCACAAAGGCCUUUGCUUUGCCUUUUCACUGAGAAAGAGAAUGUUGCCGCUGGCCGAUCUGGCCAAAACAUUAGGAUGGGUAUCAAGAACAGAAAUGAAGCAGAACUAAUGGGUGAACUGACACAGACGAUCAGGGACCUCCUGGAAGGGUCUCACACGCGUUUCAGCCUGGACGCCUGCCUGGACAAGGCUCGCCAGCACGGAUUCUCAGUCGAUGAAGAUAAGGCCGCGUGUGUGACAGCCAAAGAAAAGGCAAAGGAGCUGGUGAAGCUUCUGAAGAAAGAGAAGCUAUUUGAGAUCAAGUCCCAGCUCCUGCCUCUUCAAGGAAAACUGUGGUACAUGUGGUGCAAAAAGGACAAAGAGCUCACUCGCUUGCAGGAGAAGAAGAACAAGAGCAUAGAGCAUCAUCGGAGCCAAAUUGAAACCGAGAAAGCAGCAAUAAGAAGGAAGCAACUAGACAAAGCGUUCCCCCUCAACGAGCUGAUGAGAUCGGUCCUUGGCUUUCUCCAGUCACAGCCAGCAGAUACCAAGAAAUACUUCCUGCAGUGGAUGAAGGUCUUUAUGGACGACCUGUCCUCUGACCGCCUCGACGAACUGAAGAGAGAGUAUCACAAGUUAUGGUCUAAAAUCCUGUCCCUAAAGAAAAGCAAUGAUAAAACCCAUCAGAAGUCCCUGUUGCUGAGUCAGCUCGAUGCUCUCUCCAAUGAAAUCGACGAUUCGUCCAUUGGCCUUGAGCAUCUUUUGAGAGAGGUAGGGCAGAUUUAUGAAGCUCUAGAGUCAAUGAACUCAAAGGAUAAAUGUUUUGCCAAACUCCCUGCAAUUGCAGCUGACCUGAUGGUUUCUGGGUAUCCCAUCGAGCUGAUGGAUGGCGACGCUUGUUACGUGCCAUUGCGAUGGGUCGGAGCGAUCUUUGACAGUUUACUUGAGAAGCUGGGGGACAAGCGAGUGUUUGUUCUCUCGGUGCUUGGCAUCCAGAGCACGGGGAAGUCAACCCUGCUGAACGCCAUGUUUGGCCUUCAGUUCAACGUCAGCGCAGGGAGAUGCACGCGGGGAGCGUUCAUGCAGCUGAUUAAAGUGGAUGAGAAGCUGCAGCAAGAUCUGGACUUUGAUUACAUGCUGGUUGUUGACACAGAGGGACUGCGUGCCAUAGAGAUGGCCAACAAACAGUCCCUUAAUCAUGACAACGAGCUGGCCACCUUUGUCAUUGGCAUUGGCAACAUGACUCUGAUCAACAUCUUUGGAGAAAACCCCUCAGAAAUGCAAGACGUCCUUCAGAUCGCUGUGCAGGCUUUUCUCAGGAUGAAGCAAGUAAACCUUUCCCCAAGCUGCCUGUUUGUACACCAAAACGUGGGAGAAAUAACUGCCAAGGAGCAGAACAUGGAAGGACAAAGGCGUCUGCAGGAAAGGCUGGAUGAAAUGGCUGUGACAGCUGCCCAGCAGGAAUUCAGCGACAUCUCCUGCUUCAGCGACGUCAUCCGCUUCGAUGUGAACACCCACAUUCAUUACUUUGCUCACCUGUGGGAAGGAAACCCCCCGAUGGCACCACCCAACCCCACCUACAGCCAGAACGUCCAGGAGCUGAAGAGCAAAAUUCUCCAGGCUGCCAAGAAGGAGUCGCAGGGCAGCAUUUUGAGGCUCUCGAGCUUGAAAGUUCGCAUUAGUGACCUCUGGAAUGCCUUGCUGAACGAAAACUUCAUUUUCAGCUUCAAGAAUUCCGUGGAGAUUGCUGCCUACAAGAAACUGGAAACCGCAUUUAGUCAGUGGACCUGGAAGCUGAGGAGCCACAUCUUGGACACGCAAAUGAAACUGGACAAUAAAGUUCGGAAUGGGGACUUGCAGAAGGUCACCAGAGAAGACCUUGAAAACCUCGUGAAAGACACAAGUGAUGCCAUCAUGAAAGACAUGGAGAAGUAUUUCAGUGAAGACAAAGACUGUGAGAUACUGGUCCAGUGGAAAGGCAGCACGGAACUGAAGCUGAAGGAACUCAGGGAGGCUCUUCUUCUUGAAACUAAAAAGAAGUGUGAGAAUCUUAUUGAAAUAAGGAAGAACCAGUGUAAACUGGAUGACAGGAAGUCUGAGUACGAAAACGAGCUCCUGAAAAGGAGUAGGGAGUUGGCUCUGUCUCUAAAAGGCCAGAGACUUAGUGAAAGAGAACUGAGAGACAACUUUAUUUCUCUCUGGGCCACCUGGAUUGCUGAGGUCUCCUCUGCUUCCCCACCUCAGGAACAUGUUGAUAUCGACGCGGACAUAGAAGAUGUCCUCCUAGAGUACUUUAAGGAGCCUAAGUUACAUGCACGAAUCAAGGCAUUUCCAAAGGACAGAAUAUUUUCUGUUGACUGGGAGAAACAUGUUGCUAAGAAAAGAUCUUGGAAACUCUGGGGUGGGGAUUUAGACAACACUAACAGGAUAAUCAUGCAGCGCAUUACAGAUAACAUCAUAGAGUGUGUGAGUGCAAACAUUGACGUGAAAGAAAAGGAGAAGAGGGAUUACAGUCGAAGUUUUAUUCAUGAAAUACUAAAUGAAGUAGAGAAAGGUAUGAGCUCUGUGCCUAGCCAUGUCAAAUGCAGUUUUAAUAAAGAUUACAGAAUAGAUUUAUCACUCUAUCUGUGCAGAAUGGCAGCAGGAAGGUUUAAAGCCAUGCAUGAAGCAUUCGAAAGAGCAAAUGAUCCAUGCAUCUACCUGGAGAACAAGAGAGAAGAUUUCUUCAAAUGUUUCCAGAUUUCCUGCCAAGGAGCCACUUCCAUCACAACAUUUGCUGUUUUCCUGUGUGACAAGGUUGGCCCAGCGCUUCGCGAGGCGGUCUAUGAGAGGACGUCUCUUGUCAUAGCGCGAGACGUGAAGGGUAAGAUCCCAGACUUCAGCGGCAAUAAAUCCACGCUGGAAGUUUGCAUCCUGAGGUACCUGGCCCAAGAAGAAAAUUUUGGGAAAUUCAAGCAGUACCUUGAUAACCCAAGAAAAUUCUUAGAGACUUACAUUGAGACACGUGUUGAGAAGUACUGCUUAGGUGAGAACAGGAGGCUGGAGAAGUUUUUUGAUGACUCCCUCACUCACCUCUACGAAAGCAUCCAGUCAGCUGUUUUUGCAUCCACCAAUGUUGUCAAAGACAGAAGUGACCGAAAUGACAAGAUCUCUCUUUGGCUGGAUGAGUUUUGCAAUGCGCUUGGAGAGGUGCUGAACUUGCCCAGAAGGGACCUGAAAGGCCUUGAGCAUCAGGAGAUAACAGACAUAGAGUUCCUGAAUAAUGCCAUGGCAGAAGCACUGGCUCCCCUGAAGGAUGGUCUGAAGAAGGAGCUUGCUAGUGCUGAUAUGACCUCGUUUGUUAGGAAGCCUCACAUAAUCCUGGCUGAACAGUUUUCAGGGUGCUGGGAGCGGUGUCCCUUUUGUGGGGGUGUUUGUACAAACACCAUGCCAAAUCACGACGGAGAACAUCUCCUUUUUUACCAUCGUCCGAAAGCUUUGACAGGAUGGAAGUGGUAUGGAACAGACCAUCUGGUCAUUGAUAUUUGUACUAGUAGUGUUGCAAGCACCUGUUCAUUCACGUUGGAUGGAGAGAAAUGGUUUCCCUACAAGACAUACCGGGAUGCGGGACCACCUUACUCCACUUGGAACAUUCCUCCCGAUACAUCCACGCAAAAGUACUGGAAGUGGUUUGUGUGUCGUUUCAGCACGGAGCUAGAACAACUUUACAAAAGGAAAUUUCAAGGCAGAGGAGAAAUCCCUGAUUCGUGGCGGAUAGUUACCAAGCAGGCGGCACUUGAUGAACUCACGAAGCUUUAGGGCAAGUUGAUAAUGAAGGCAGAAGCACAACUGCUUUGUAUUUUAGAGGAACAUAGCACAAAUUUAUCCACACAAUAUUGUUGUAACGACUACCACCUCAAUGCACACGAAGAAGACGAUAUCUAAUUGCUCACAAAGUUUCGUGAAAUCAGGCUUGCUCCUCCUGCUACCACUCAGAAAUCCUCUUGCUUCAGGAUAAAGUCACAAUCCUCUUCUUGCCAUAAACUUUUGCCUCUGUGUCAUGGUUUGACAUGACAGCCUUUUCUGGUGAUGGGGAACGGGCUGUAAAAAUAGCUCCUGUAAGCAGUUGCUCAAAACUCUCCCCAGCUCUGAGCCAGACCCACUUCUGGGGCUGAGCCAAUUAGAUGCCUCCACGAUCACUUUUUAAGAAGAAGCCGGAAGAGGAGGCUUCUUCCUUCUUCUUCUUCCUGUUUCUUCCUUCUUCUGCCUCUUCUUUUUCUUCUGGCUGGUGGUGGUGCAAGGAGUAGGAACAGUGAAAGAAACAACCAUGCGGACUCCAAAGUCAGUGAUGAAAAAGAUGAGGAGAUGUGCUGGAGCAGAGACUCUCCUGCAUUCUAUGGAGAGAACUGGUGAAGCAGAGAUUUAUUUUCAUUUCUUUAAAGACCCCACAUCGGUGGUAGAGACUCAUUUUGAUAAUGAGCCUGUAUCAGAGGCAGAGACUCGUGUAACUACAGCUGGCUCCGGACCAGGAGCAGCAAUUCACCUGCCCCAAGCCAGGGACAGUGACUAUGGCCAGAGGAGGCCAUGUCCCAAAGGAGGGACCCAGUGAAGUGUCACUGCAGACCCCGAGCCAGGGACAAUGAUUUUCUUCUUUAAAACUAUGGCUGGAGCAGGCUAUGUCCCGAGGAAGGUACCCAAUAUCCAAAGCUAUAACUGUGGGAAGGAGCCUAUGACAAAGCAGCUCAUUAAACUUAUGCCCAGAAGAGUCCUUGUCCCAAGAGAGGGACCCUAUAACUGCAGAAACUGCAACCAUGGUGAAGAAUCCACAGCGCAGAUAUUCACCAAGGACUGUGUCUCGUGUGAGGGACCCUGUGUCGGCAGAAGCCGCAGCUGCUGGGAACAACCCACACCAGAGAAGUUUGUUAAGGACUGUGGUUCGGGAGAGGGACCCCAUGUCAGAGCAGGGGAAGAAUGCCAGGAGUCCUCCUGAUCUGAGAAGAGAGAAGCGGCAGAGCCCAUCUGUGAGAGACUGACCACAUCCCCCAUUCCCUGCCCCCCUGAGCCGUUGAGGGGGGAGGAGGUAGAGAUAUCGGGAGCAGUGAGCUGGGCCCGGUAAGAAAGGAGGAAUAGGGGAGGGAGAUCUUAAAGUGCUGGUUGUAAUUUUCUCAUCACCCUUUUUGCUUUUAUUCCAUUCUGUUUCUUGUAGAAUAAACUUUCCUACUUUCCUCUCUAAGUCAAGUACUGAAGUCUGUUUUGCCUGGAACCAUAAUUGGCAGUGAGCCCUCCCUGCCCUUGUCUUAAUCCACAACAACCUUGCUUAUCUUUUUACUCCCAUUUUGCUGGGGCCCCCACCAUUCUAAUGAGGGUGGAGGUGAAUGGGGGCACUGAGUGAGAGUCUGUCGUGGAGCUGCUGUGCUAGCUGGGCCAAACCACGACACUCUGCUUUGUCUUAAAGCAGUUCUUGGAACAUUCCUGCAGUCACCAGUCAUAUACCCAAGAUGAAGACGAAGGGUGCAACACUGAACACAGCACUCAAGCUGCGGCCUCACCAGGGCCCAGCACAGGGGAUGGCCACUACCCUGGGCCUGCUGCCCUGGAGCAAAGGCAGCAUUUAAAGGCACCAAAUUUAUCAGCUGUUAUGAAAAAACAAGUGACUCUGACAAAAACUAUAGUUUUCCUGCAGCAAGUACUUGUGAUGCCUAAAGAAAUGGCUACAGAACCUGGAAGCAGCUCAAGCCUGGUUGCAAGUGUUUUGCCUUUUGGGAUCACCAUUGCCUAUUGACCCCCUUCUGGAUAAUCUGAGCGCAUACUCAGCUGAGCAGCUGUGCUGUCUGUGAUAUUCUUAAAGCAGCUAACACAACAGCCUGUGUGAUUUAGGUCGCGGUUGAACUCCAUGUUCAUCAGGUAUACUUCAUAUGCUAAGGUGAGCCAUUGCUAUUCAAGUGCCUGGGCCUGCUGAGCACUGCUCCAGCUCUUAGCCACAACAGUGACUGCUCUUGCCAUUUGCUGAACUACAAGGCAAAAGCUUUGGUAUCACGGGUGCAGAGAAUUACAUGUCUUUGCAGCUCCCUCGGUAGCCAUCAGCGGAGAAUGACGUUGGUGUUUGUGCCUUCAAGAGAGGCUGGUGGCAACAGAGCCCUGGUGUGGAGAAGAUGGGACCAGCUGGGAUGGCACCAGUGAGGGGACUGGUGGUUUUUGCUGUGCAGUUCCUGCAAUGCCACUGGAAAUCCAAGGACCAAGCCCUCCUGGGGAGUUGGCCAAAGUGAAGAUUCAGCAUCAUCCAUUGUUGUCUUUGCUAAUAAACUAGUGCAGUUGGGCCAGACUGCUGUCUGUAUCCUUCACUUUCAGGUGAGCCACAGUUGUGUGUGACUUUGGGGUUUGUGCUGUGAGGCACAGGCAAUGCUGUGAGGCAACUGGGUGAUGGUCUGUGGAAGGAGUGUCUGCUCCUUUCAGGGUGUCUGGUCAAGGGACCACAAGAAGGGGAGGAAGCCAUAAAGAAGAACAUCCAGUUGGACAAAUCUGAGCAACAAAUGAUGAGGGAGGCAGUGAUGGGAACCAAGCCUGGUCAGUCACGCUAACCGAUGCAUGGGAAGGUGAGCAGGUUGACUCCAGCAAGGUUAUCUGAUCAGGGAGCUGGUCAGCUGGGAAACUAAGGGAAAAAAGGGGAAGGAAGCCCAAAACAUACCAAGACCUGACAAAACAGACAUGGAGGCAAUGACAGGAAACAGUCUUUGUCAGUGUGGGUGUGCUCUGCAAGGAGUAAUUACUUACCAGCAAGAAACUGUAUAAGCUUGGAAUAGAAAUUAGAGAAGGAAUGAGGUAAAAGAAUGUAGAAACUGCUACUGUUAAGAUAGUAACAUAGUUAAGCUUAACAAAUCAUAUUCUGCUAUUAGGUGCGUGAACAGAGCGUGAUAGACUGAGCUAUCCAAUCACAACAGAAUACAUCACGUAUUUAGAAAAGAAUAACAUAUCUAAUGUGGUUGAAUGCUAAAAUAAAGGCCUUCUGCAUUGAU
Messenger RNA from Colius striatus (speckled mousebird), 10574 nucleotides. RefSeq names its product interferon-induced very large GTPase 1-like. Gene Ontology annotation, molecular function: GTP binding. The transcript has 2 exons. NCBI's taxonomy places the organism in Eukaryota, Metazoa, Chordata, Aves, Coliiformes, Coliidae. Bases 67 to 7380 code for a protein of 2437 amino acids. The record is from RefSeq and is a predicted model, not a curated record.